Dicrocoelium dendriticum is the source of this 996-nucleotide messenger RNA. The record is from the annotation of a GenBank genome assembly. Lineage: Eukaryota; Metazoa; Platyhelminthes; Trematoda; Plagiorchiida; Dicrocoeliidae.
AUGAUGGGGGUCCUGCCUGGACAUAAAGAAGUAAGAAGUUGGGAAAGGAAAGGCACGUUCGGAGCAGAGGCUGCUGUUACUUCGCCCGUGCCCCCUCCUGGACCUGCCAUCCUUGCGCCAGACUGGCUUGGCCCUGCCAUAAGUGGGUUCCUCUCCUGCUCUUUCCAAUUCUGCUCUCAUCUACUAGCCCUGCCUGUCAGCCCCUGCCUCAAAUGCAAGGCACAACUGGGAGCCCCGGCACCAUUUCCUAUCUCGCCUUUCACUGCGGUUCCCUGGGGGUCUGAGCCUGCGCUGCCCCACACCCACUUCAACCAAUGUCCACCUCUUCCCCCUGUCCGCGUACCACUUCGUGGUGGCCACAGCCCCUUCCUGCUACUGGCACUUUUCUCCGUCCGAGCACUGGCCCAGACGGGCGGGUGUGUGUGGCCCCGUCAACUCCAGGAUCUAUUGCCUCUCUCCGGUGCCGACUACGAUCUCGCACCCCUGCUGCGCCCCCUGCCUGGAACUGGACCCUCUGUGACUGUUGCGGACCUCUGGCUCGCCCCCUCCGGCCUCCCCUGCACACCCUUGUUUCUACUGCACCUGCUUUCCCUGCACUUGUGCGGGAUCAGCCCUCCCUGGUGCCCUGAUCCGGCCACCUCUGCCGGCCCCAACACCGCUUAUCUGGACACCCUGUCGGGGACCUCGCCUGGCUUCUGCCCUUGUGCUCCCUGCCUCCCGUCCCCACCCGCCUGUCUCCCCUCUGCUGCGACCCUCCCCACGCUUACUCCCUUCUGCCUUGUAGUACGCUUGUACCGCCUCCUGCGGCUCCCCGCUGCCCCGUGCCCUUUCUGGGACCGCCCCUGCUACCACUCUUCCCUGCCGUCCGCCGCUCUGCCCGCUGGUCCCCACCCCACUCCCCCCCUGCGUGCCUCUGGUCCGGGGGCCCCCCAAUCCCCGUUCGGCCUUCGUGACGGCUCAACCUGGGGGACUCGCUCCCAUACUGUCUUUUCGUGA